Ostreobium quekettii is the source of this 759-nucleotide messenger RNA. The record is from the annotation of a GenBank genome assembly. Lineage: Eukaryota; Viridiplantae; Chlorophyta; Ulvophyceae; Bryopsidales; Ostreobiaceae.
AUGUCUGGCCAGGUGCAGACCAAGCGGCGGCCCCGGCUGGACCUGCGAGAGAUCCCCGCCAGGUUCUCCAAGUUCCUCGCCAAGCAGCCCGUCGGUGUGGAAAUUGCCUUUGGCACGGCCGUGGGCGUCCUCCAGGGCGGAGCGCUGGGCUAUGUACUGGGACAGUUGACGAAAUCGUCGGCGCAGCAGAUGGCUGGCAGUGCCGGCAACGCAGGGAUGGCUCAGAUGAUGGUUCAGAUGCAAGGGGGCAGCGUUUGGGGCCAGACCAGGAGCCUGGCGGCGUUGUGCGGCGCAAGCGGGGGCCUGAGCAUUGCGUUGAAGAAAUGGCGGAAAAAAGACGACAUUUGGAACCAGAUGGGGUCUGCUGCUGGUGGAGGAGCAGCAUUCACGAUCGCCAGUGGCAACACAGGCGUGGGUGCCAUCGUCAACACAUCGUUGAUGCUUGGAUUGUUCACUGGUGCUUUCUACAAGUUUGGAGAAAUGUUCAAAUCAGACCUCCAAGAGUCUGAUUUCGAGAGGGGUCGAUACAUGCUGACUACACUGGGGCUAUCUAAAUACUCAAAAAAUCUGAAGAGAGGGCGACUGACGGACAACACGAUCAUGCUUUGGAAUGAUACGGCACUCCAGGAGGUUCGCAUCCCCCCAGGGCCCCGAUUGCUCAUCCUCCAUCAUCUCAGCCAGUUCAAGGCUGAAGCUGGCAAGCCAAGUAGACAAACAACUGACUAUCCUGGAGUCGCCAUGCCAUCUGCAAAGCAUUGA